AUGAAGGUCUUCAGCUCGCUCCUAGUGUCUCUGGCUCCGCUUGCCCUAGCACGAGCGCCUCUUGUGAACAGAGACAUCCCGCACGCCAUCGCUGAUAACUACAUCGUAGUUAUGAAGGAUGCCGACCCCAGCACGAUCCAAGCGCACUAUACAAAGGUGCACACCAACUCGUCGAAAGCCAGUUACGGGAAGAAAGGCCUCGUGAGGACUUACCAGAUCCCCGGGUUCAACGCGUACCACAUCGAGUGUGAUAAUGCCACCCUUGAGACCAUUCGCAAGAGUUCUGCCUGUAUUCUAACAGGAGGAAAGGUCGACUACGUUGCCCUAGACGGUCGAGUGACAGCGCAAGCAACUAUCCGCCACGAAGUCCCCAGGGCAGCCUCGGCGGGCAACACGUGGGGCCUAGGUCGCAUUUCUCAUCGGAAAUCCGGAGUCUCGGUUUACGUUGACCAGAUAGCGGCCUCGACACAUGCUUAUAUAUUGGAUACCGGCAUUCGCACAACUCAUCAGGAAUUUGGUGGCCGUGCAACAUUCGGCCAGAACUUCAUCGACGGAGCUCAGGAUGUCGACGACAACGGCCAUGGAACCCACACAGCGGCAACAGUUGGUGGCAACACAGUUGGAGUUGACAACAGUACCAGACUCAUUGCCGUAAAGGUUCUGGACGAGAAUUCAUCUGGAUCUUGGUCGGGGAUGAUUGCUGGGAUGGAAUGGGCGGUAAACGACGCGCAAACGCAGAACAGGAUCGGGAAAUCCGUGAUCAACAUGUCGAUUGGUGGUCCCAGGUUCAAAGCCAUGGAUGACGCAGUAAAGCAGGCGGUGGCAGCAGGCAUGACGGUGGUGGUCGCAGCCAGCAACUACGGCGCGGAUGCCUGCACGUACAGCCCGGCUGCAGCCCCCGAGGCGAUUACAGUGGCCGCCAUAGACGAGUCCGACAGCCGGCCCAGCUGGUCCAACUGGGGCACUUGCGUGGACAUUUUCGGGCCAGGCAACAACAUCUACUCAGCUUGGCACGACAGCGACACCGCGUACCAAACCCUGAGCGGGACCAGCAUGGCCAGCCCGCAUGUUGCUGGUCUUGCGACGUAUCUGAUGUCGCGGGAACUCGUAUCAGGGGCCGGAAAUGUGACCAGUCGCAUUCUCAGCCUUGGAACUCCAAACACGGUCCAGGAUCCCAAGGGUAGCCCGAAUUUGAUUGCCUUCAACGGGAACAAGGCUGAGUUGUAA
Molecule: messenger RNA, 1227 nt
Organism: Hypoxylon fragiforme
Lineage: Eukaryota; Fungi; Ascomycota; Sordariomycetes; Xylariales; Hypoxylaceae
Product: subtilisin-like protein
Exons: 5
Coding region: 1-1227 (408 amino acids)
Biological process (GO): proteolysis
Molecular function (GO): serine-type endopeptidase activity
Source: RefSeq, a predicted model, not a curated record